Suncus etruscus (white-toothed pygmy shrew) is the source of this 765-nucleotide messenger RNA. RefSeq names its product histone deacetylase complex subunit SAP25-like. The coding region runs from base 58 to 765 and encodes 235 amino acids. Gene Ontology annotation, biological process: regulation of DNA-templated transcription. The record is from RefSeq and is a predicted model, not a curated record. Gene Ontology annotation, cellular component: cytoplasm; nucleus. The transcript has 2 exons. NCBI's taxonomy places the organism in Eukaryota, Metazoa, Chordata, Mammalia, Eulipotyphla, Soricidae.
CCAGGAACCCCAGUUUCCGAUACCCCGCAGAGGGUCUGGCGGGUGAGGCCGGCCAGGAUGACCCUGCUUAUGCCCUGGGACCCCAAGUACAAAGUGAAGACCAGAGGAUCACAGCUGUGGGGGGCCGGGAGCUCUUCUGGGGGCUCCUUUGCCAACCGCACCCUCUGCCAUCCCUCCUUCUGGCCCCUGUACCGAGCCGUCCCCUACUGCUCCCUUGGGCCCAAGGAGCCUGGCAGUGAGGCUAAGCAGAGUAGCACUCCCACCGAAGUCCCAGUGUUGGGCAGUGAAGAUGUUUUUCUUUCAGACCCUCUGUUGCCCCUGUGCCCUCUGUUGCCCCAGUGCCAGCGCAUUCCCCUGCACCUGUCCAAGCCCCCUGAGCAGGUCAAGGGUUCGCUCAAGCUGCUGCUGCCGCCCCCCAUCAUGGCGUCCUCUGUCAUGCCAAGCUGUAUCCCAGUCUCCUCAUCAACCAGGCUCAGUAGAGCUGAGCUCAUCGCCCUCAAAGGCCUCCUGCAGAUGAGCCAGGGGGAGCCCAAACCCAGCUCUUCCUCCGGAGCUUCAGACGACCCCCCUAACCGAGUGUCUGACCCACCUGGCCCCAUGUUCAACCCUUCUGACCCUGAGUUUGAACCCCUUGACCCCGUGUCUGAACCCUCUAAUCCUUUGAUUGGACCCUCCAGGCCUGUGUCUGACCCCCUGAGGCCCACUGGGACCGGAGUUCUCACAGCACUGGCCCCUCACUACCCCCCACCCUAUUGGGAACUCUGA